AUGGUAAUAGAAGCUAUUAUUCUCGGUGGUUGUAGUUUACUCUUGACUGCUAUUAAUAUUGUUUGUAUCAUCAGCAUGGCGUUGAUUAUUCUUCGUAUCAAAGAAGUUGUUCCACUUCAUCAAGAUAAUGAAGAUAUAAAGGAAUUUUUUCAUCAUGAUGUAAAACUUGCGCGAGAUUACAACAAGAUCAUAUAUGAUACUGAAAGUAUUACAGGUGCUAAUCAUUUGGCAACACCAAGAUUUAGUGUAUCAAAUCUCAAUAAAUCGAUUAGUAGUUUCUUGAAAUCAAGGAGAACAAACCCAACUCAUCCAGAUAAACGAUUAUCAAGUCACACUGAUCUACCCUCACAUAUAGACUCGAGCACUUUCGCCGAUUUGAACGAUUUACAAAUGCUAGCCAAAGACUUUAACCUAGAUAUCUUCAAUGCAACAGAUCGUCAGCUAACUGCUCCAGACAGUGAAGUAAAAGUGUUAUGUUUGGUCAAUGAUCUUCUCGAUAUGUGCGAAGAAAAUCCACCAUCUUUUGCAGAUUUUUAUCGUUUUCAACCGUACGGUGUUCAGAAAUCUGCCCAAGAGGAACAAAUAUCAUUCUAUGAAAGUAUUAUCAAACAUCUUCCUCCAAAAUGGCAUGAUCUAUUCGAUGUUGAACUGCAACGACGUUUACAUACACACAAUUUAGAAAAACAGCGAUCGAAUUCGGUGUGUACAAUGACAAUUCAAUCACGUAGUCGUUCAUCAUCGCAUGGAUCGUUUAACCAACCUUAUCUAGAAAGCAAACUCGUUCGGUUUCAAAGAAAACUAUCAGGAUCAAAAAUAAACUCCGAUUGUAUCGGUAUUAUAAACAACCAAGAGGAGUUCUCUGAUGAAACCAAUGAAUCACAGAAAAAACAUAAAGAAUCACGUUUUUAA
Molecule: messenger RNA, 909 nt
Organism: Rotaria sp. Silwood2
Lineage: Eukaryota; Metazoa; Rotifera; Eurotatoria; Philodinida; Philodinidae
Source: the annotation of a GenBank genome assembly